AUGGAUGGUGAAAGAAAGGAGGAUACCAACGACCAUUCGAUGGCUGAAGAUGAGAAGACGGCCGAAUUCUCUACCAGCGAGUCUGCCGAAACCCUUCGCCUUCGGAACCUUGACGCUCAAGUACGGGAUCAGGAUGACUUGGAACGGGAUAUCGGGCGGGAGGCAGAUCGGCUCUUGUUCGAGCAAGCCCACCAGCGAGACCAACAGCGACUCGAGAAAUCCAAGGCACAAAAGGAGAAAUUACAGAACCAGAUCAAAAAGACACGAGAUGACAUGCUUCGCCCCAUAGGCACUACUCAACGAGCGCGUUUGCGUCUCGAUGUUGAUCGUAUGCAAGGUCAAAUCCAAGACCUGGACAAUGACAUUGCUGAGAUCGAGGAAAGAAUGAGGGAACGAGAAAGUAACGCAGGGAAGGCAGAUCAACAUGACGCAGCAGCCGCUGGACGCUUACCGAAUGAAAGUCAGCGUGACUAUCUGAUCCGGACCGGCAAAAUCACUCCUUUCUCCAAAUUUGGCUUGACAUCGCAUGGAGAGUCUUCGACGACCUUGCAGGGGGCCCUUUUUGACGCUGAGGAAGAACCUGAAAUCCCUGAUGUCGAGCCUAGUGCAGAAGCUGGAAAGUCUAUGUCCCACCGGAAUUUGAGACAGCCCGGCUUUUCCACUGGUUUCACGGAUUCAAGCGCAGAAGACGAGAUUCAAGCCAACCAGUCCCGAAAGCGAAGACGUCUCAUGAAUCAUUUGCCUACAAAGGACGAAGAGUCAUCAUAUGACGAAGGCGGAGUCGAAGAAGAACCGUUUUCCGAUUCCGAAGAUGAACUUGAUGACGAAAUGCCGACUACGGCAGGGAAACGACAGAGAAAGAAUCGGAAGGCAGUAGCCCAAGUCGAGGAUGAAAUUGAGGAUUUCCGUGGUGUGGACGAUGGCAACGAGUCCGUCUACAAGUCCAGGUUGCGAACAUGGGCCUUGCGGAGACGGAGGGCACGAAAACAUGCCGCGCGUAAUACGACGAGAGAGGAACAAGAACAGGACGAAACAGACGAGGAUGAUCCAGAUGCUGUCGCAGAGGAAGAAGCAUACUUACCACAUCCCGAGAUUCCGGACACUCUUCUCGAUGAUGGCUACAGGUUACCAGGAGAUAUCUAUCCCAGCCUAUUCGAUUAUCAAAAAACUGGAGUGCAAUGGCUCUACGAGCUCUACACUCAACAAGUCGGCGGAAUCAUUGGCGAUGAGAUGGGCUUGGGCAAGACGAUUCAGAUCAUUGCCUUCCUGGCGGGCCUACAUUACAGCAAAAAGCUGGAUAAGCCCAUCAUUGUAGUCUGUCCGGCUACAGUUAUGAAACAAUGGGUCAAUGAAUUUCAUCGCUGGUGGCCUCCUUUUCGAGUCACCAUUCUGCAUUCCUCUGGCAGCGGUAUGGUCAACGUACGAAAUGAAUCCAGCAAAGAAGAUAUGCUGCUCGAUCUUGAAUGGGAUCCAACUCGGAAACAGCAGCCGCUCACCACGGCUCAGAAGGCUGCUCGAAAGAUCUUACGGCCAAUUCUGGAGCAAGGAGGUGUGCUCGUGACAACGUACUCUGGUCUACAAACUUACGCACCUCUCCUGAUCCCAGUCGACUGGCAGUAUGCCAUCCUUGACGAAGGACACAAGAUUCGAAAUCCAAACACGGCUAUCACCAUCUACUGCAAAGAACUACGCACUCCGAACCGAAUCAUCCUCUCUGGGACCCCUAUGCAGAACAAUCUUAUCGAGCUGUGGUCUCUCUUUGACUUUGUCUUUCCCAUGCGAUUGGGCACGCUGGUCAACUUUCGCAAUCAGUUCGAGAUACCAAUCCGACAAGGUGGAUACGCGAACGCAUCAAACUUGCAGGUUCAGACUGCAUUCAAAUGUGCAGAAACGCUCAAAGAUGCCAUCAGUCCAUACUUGCUGCAACGCUUCAAGAUCGAUGUUGCCUCAGAUUUGCCCAAGAAAAGCGAGCAAGUUUUGUUUUGCAAGCUGAGGCCCUUGCAGCGCGAUGAAUACAAGAGAUUCCUUGGCUCGGGAGAGAUGGACGCAAUCAUGAAUGGCAAGCGUCAAGUUCUCUAUGGGGUCGAUAUACUGCGGAAAAUCUGCAACCACCCGGAUCUAACAGAUCACAAACGGUUGUCAAUCAAAGCAGGAUAUAGAUAUGGGGACCCGUCAAAGUCCGGCAAGAUGAAAGUUGUUGGUUCGCUCCUGGAACUAUGGAAGGAAACUGGUCACAAGACUCUCCUAUUCGCCCAGCAUCGCAUCAUGCUUGACAUUUUGGAGAAGUAUGUGAGGUCGCUUUCGGGUUUCAAGUACAGGCGUAUGGACGGAAACACGCCUAUCCAGCUGCGACAGAGUAUGGUCGAUGAGUUUAAUACCGACCCAGACCUGCAUGUCUUUCUGUUGACAACCAAGGUUGGCGGGCUUGGGAUCAAUCUGACCGGUGCCGACAGAGUCAUUAUCUACGACCCUGAUUGGAACCCCUCAACCGACUUGCAAGCUAGAGAAAGAGCCUGGCGAUUAGGGCAGAAGCGCGAAGUUGCCAUCUACCGUCUAAUGACCGCUGGCACCAUCGAAGAGAAGAUCUACCAUCGCCAGAUAUUCAAGCAAUUCCUGACGAACAAGAUUCUCAAGGAUCCGAAACAGCGGCAGACAUUCCACCUGAGUGAUUUGCACGAUCUCUUCAGUCUAGGAAAUGAAGGAGAGCCGACCGAAACGAGCAUACUAUUUCAGGAUGCGCAGGUCAAGUCUUCUAAGCCAGCUAAAGCUCCCGAAGUGAACGAAAUGAAAUCCGAAGGACAAUCGUCGAGCAUUGCAGGGGACACCACGAUCGGCGCUUUACCAGGUAUAUCAUCUAUGGAGCAGUUUGCUGGGGAGAUCGAAGAAGAGGAGCAGGCGAACAAGGAUGGCGCCAACAAUUCCGAAGACAGGAUGAUGGAAGGCAUCUUUUCACGUGCUGGUAUUCACUCCGCGGUCGAGCACGAUGCGAUUAUUGACGGGAAAGCUGGAAAGAAAGUCGCGGCCGAUCCGGCUUUGGUGGAACAAGAGGCGAGAAAAGUGGCUGCUGAAGCGGCUAGAGAAUUGCGACGUGCUGGUGAGGUUGCCCGCACUGUUCCAAUAGGUACGCCCACUUGGACCGGACAGUUUGGUAUCUCUGGCCGUCCUCAAGAGACAACGGCACAGCGGGCAUUCAGCUCCAACUCCCGGAGCAGAGGUAGUGGAGUUCAGUCGUCUAGUCUUCUGGCGAACCUGCAACAGCGCCAGGGAGGGCUUGCACCAAGCCGAGACAGCACUCCAAGAACAGCCAGUCCUGCUAGAUCCACAGGCUCGACUGCUUCGGGUUCCAGAGAUACGACACCAACUUUGCCUCAAGGCAAGGACUUUGGUAAACUCAUCCGCGAUUACCUCACGACCCAUGGCGGAAGUGUAUACACUCAGAUGCUGAUCGACCACUUCAAUCGCUUCUGCACUACUCCACAGGCGACCCUGGAGUUCAAGGAGACCUUGAAAUUGAUUGCCAGGUUGGAGAAGGGGAGCCGGGGACGCGGGCGCUGGGUGCUGAAGGAUGAAUAUAGGAGGUAA
Fonsecaea multimorphosa CBS 102226 is the source of this 3582-nucleotide messenger RNA. RefSeq lists its product as uncharacterized. Gene Ontology annotation, biological process: transcription-coupled nucleotide-excision repair. The record is from RefSeq and is a predicted model, not a curated record. Bases 1 to 3582 code for a protein of 1193 amino acids. Gene Ontology annotation, molecular function: ATP-dependent chromatin remodeler activity; ATP binding. Gene Ontology annotation, cellular component: nucleus. The transcript has a single exon. NCBI's taxonomy places the organism in Eukaryota, Fungi, Ascomycota, Eurotiomycetes, Chaetothyriales, Herpotrichiellaceae.